AUGACAACCACGUCCUUAGCACCCAGUCGACGGCCGCUCACGCUACCGGAGAAGAUCCUUACGCAUUGGGCCGUAGGUCUCACGAAGCCUGAGGUGAUUCCGGGUCAGAUGUUAUGUGUUAAAGCGCAGUGGACACUGGCGUGCGAAAUUACGUGGAAAUCAAUGGACAAGACUUAUCAAGACAUGGGACGUCCACGUAUCUGGCGCAACGACCGCUUUUGGUUGGCUGUAGAUCACACAGUUGACCCUCGUGUGAAUCAUCAGCCUCGUCAACAAAUGAUGAUCAAAGCGUCCGAGGACUUUGCAAAAGAGGCAAAGCUCACGAACUUUCAGCCACCUAAUACUACUAUUCUUCACACUGAAUUCUACCGCCAACGUGCACAGCCUGGUCAGAUCGUUGUGGGCGCAGACUCACACUCGUGUAGUACUGGCGGUCUAGGCGCCUUUGCUAUUGGCUUAGGCGCUGCAGACGUUGUCAUGCCUCUUGUGACGGGAGAGACGUGGAUAAAAGUACCAGAAACGGUACUUAUCGAGUUUGUUGGUACGCCGCCAAUGGGUAUGGGAGGCAAGGAUGUCAUGCUUUACACGCUUGGCAAGCUUAAGUGUAAUACAGUGGCUAUCGGCCGCUGUGUCGAGUGGGGUGGUAACAUCUCGGCACUGUCUUGUGACGCUCGCUUUGCUAUCAGUAACAUGACAGCUGAAUUUGGUGGAAUCGCUGGUGUCUUUCCUGCUGAUGAACAGACGGCUGCGUACAUCUCCAAGCGUCCAGACCAUAAUCAAGAUGCACUGUACUUUCGUGCAGACGAAAAUGCAGAGUACUCUGAAAGGUUUCAGAUUGACUUGGAUAAUCUUGAGCCUCAAGUUGCGCUGUUUCCAUCACCUGAUAACGUUAAACCUGUGUCGGAAGUUGUGGGUAUGAAGCUAGAUGGCUGCUUUAUUGGUGCUUGCACGACUGCUGAGGAAGAUUUAGUACUUGGUGCUCUUGUUCUAGAAGCUUGUUUAAAGCAGGGUAUGAAACCUGUACCCCACGGCCAGCGUCGUGUGACACCUGGUAGUCAGAUUAUCAUCGAUAAUCUUAAGAAACAUGGAUUGCUUCAGGUGUACGAGAAUGCUGGCUUUGUAGUUGGGGCUCCUGGGUGCAGUUUCUGCCUGGGUAUAGCUGCAGAUGUUGCUGGAGAGAACGAAGUCUGGCUAAGUUCGCAAAACCGCAACUACCGUAAUCGCAUGGGAAAAGGAUCCAUUGCGAAUCUGGCCUCAGCCAUUACCGUAGCUGCGUCCAGUUUUACAAUGGAAGUGACCGAUCCCCGUCCGUUUCUAUCACUGAUUGAUAUCGAGAAAUUUCAUGCUGCUGUACCCAAGCUGCCCUCUGUGCCCAUUACGAUCGCAGAGGUUGCUCCUGAACUUCCAAUUCAUACAUUAGAAGAUGCUGAAAAUGCCGAUGCUGAAGCUGCUGCAUCACUUGAAACAUUCUCCGGCUCCAUUGCUGGCCGUGUGCAGGUGUUUGGCGACAAUAUUGACACAGACGCAAUUCUACCUGGCGAGUUCCUGUGUGAAAAUGACAUGGAAGCACUGGGUAAAGUUGCUUUUCUACACACAAACCCAGACUUUCGUGACAAGGUCAAACAGGGGCAAAAUGUUGUCGUUGCCGGCCAUGGUUUCGGUUGUGGUUCAUCCCGUGAACAGGCAGUAACAGCUAUGAAAGGCGCUGGUGUAAAGGCUCUUAUUGCUCGCUCUUUUGGAUAUAUUUUUUCUCGUAAUUACCAGAACUUUAGUUUGCUGGGAAUUCAGCUGGAUGAUGAUCGCUUUUAUGAGCUAGCGACGGAUAAUGCUGAAAUUACGGUAAAUAUGACUGGACGAACGAUUGAAGUUGGUGGUGAGACCUUCCGUUUCAACAUGUCAUUGUUUGAAGAACGACUGCUUGCAGGUGGUGGCAUCAUGCCGCUUUACAAGAAAUUCGGCAAUCGUCUAUUUCGAGUGGCAGUGCAAGAUCCUAUGGCUGAAAAGGAAAGCUGUGGAUCCGGAGGGUGUUCAAGCAAGGAAGAAAAGUCAGAAGCUGGCGCCAAGAAGGAUAUCUCGUGGUAG
Molecule: messenger RNA, 2082 nt
Organism: Plasmopara halstedii
Lineage: Eukaryota; Oomycota; Peronosporomycetes; Peronosporales; Peronosporaceae
Product: 3-isopropylmalate dehydrogenase
Exons: 1
Coding region: 1-2082 (693 amino acids)
Molecular function (GO): hydro-lyase activity
Source: RefSeq, a predicted model, not a curated record